This is a messenger RNA of Durio zibethinus, 2370 nucleotides long. The record is from RefSeq and is a predicted model, not a curated record. NCBI's taxonomy places the organism in Eukaryota, Viridiplantae, Streptophyta, Magnoliopsida, Malvales, Malvaceae.
AUGGACAUCAAACCUUUCCUUCAUGAACACCACUUGCUCUUUGAUGAAUACUUAGAUCAAGAGGCAUUUUGUGAUCAUUGCAACCGGCAAAUUGAUGGUUGGGCCUUUACUUGUGAAACCUGCAAGUUUUGGCUACAUGAAUCAUGUGCUAAACAACAAUUGCCUUCUACGAUUUCACAUCCUCUCCAUUCUCAACACCUUCUCACUCUGCUCUUUACUGAUUAUUUUUAUGUUUGUGGUAAAUGUUUUAGUCUUACUCGACGCUGCAUAUAUAGAUGCAAGGAUUGUGAUUUCAACCUUGAUCUCUUAUGCGCUUCUUCAACUACUAAUGAUGAGACCCCACAUGAAGAGUGGGAAAGAUCUUAUCAUAGAUAUAAAACCAUUGAGCAUUUCAGCCACGUAGAUAAAUUGAACCUGUUCAACUAUAGGAAAGUAGGAAAGGAUGAGUAUAUUUGUAGAUGGUGUGAGAAGCUUCUGUCAGGAAUGUCCUACGGUUGUUUCCUUUUUUGUACUUCUGAAGAGGUCUUCUUUCACGAAUCCUGUUUGAUUAAUAUGCCCACUAUAAUCUCAAAACAUCACUUUCAUCCAUCACACCCUCUUUACCUACGAGAUUUGCCAGGGUCUCUCAUUUGCAAUGCUUGUGGAGAUGAAUUGAAAAGUAAAAAGACAAAUGGAUAUAGUUGUACAAAGUGCAUAUUCCACCUUCAUGUUACAUGUGCUACAUUCCAACCCAGUCUAAAACAUGAGUUGCAUGAGCAUCAUCUUACUUAUUUUAAAAUAAAACACUACUUUGGUUCUCUCCAAUGUAAGAAGUGUAAUGAGAUGAUUAGACUAAAUGAGAGUGAGAGUGCUUUUUAUCGUUGUGUGGAAUGUGAUUUCAACCUCCAUCUCCGUUGUGCAUCAUUACCAUUUACUGCUAAACACGAGUAUCACAGACAUGAACUUAUGCUUGUCCAUUCAUUUAUAGAAGAUGGAUCUAAUGAAUAUUAUUGUGAUAUUUGUGAGAAAGAAAGAAAACCAAAACACCAUGUCUAUUGCUGCAAAAAAUGCAAAUUUGUUGCACAUAUCGGAUGUGUACUCCAUAAGUCCAUAGAUACCGAAUUUGAGCAUGGGUCGACAUCUAGCUUGGUGGAUAGCAAAGCUUCUAUAGGAAAAGUGACAGAGCAAGAGGGAACAGAGAUUGACUAUUUUGAUCAUCAACAUCCCCUAAGAUUUUAUGAGGUUAUUAGAAAAAAUGAAAGUCUUCUCUGCCAUGCUUGUUGGCUGAAAAUCUAUGAUCAAGCGUAUGUUUGUAAAUAUGGAUGCGCAAUCUACUUACACAAAGCAUGCACCAAAUUGUCCUAUGAGCUGCUACACCCUCUUCAUCCCCAACAUUCUCUCAAACUCAUUACCAGUGGGCUUCGGUUUACAUGUGAUGAAUGCAGAGAGCGUGUUGAUAGUGGUUACGUGUACAUGUGCUAUGCGUGUGAUUUCAAACUUGAUGUGAAAUGUGCUACUUUAUCAGUGCCUAAACAUGAGAGCCAAAGGCUAAAAGAGAUGGAGAGACGAUCCAAGUUGUGCCCUUUAAACCAACUCCAUAAGCUAAACUUCUUCAUUUAUGGGUCCACUCUAUGGACCCAUCCCAGGUGCCAUUUUUGUGCGCAAGUAAUCCGGGGACCAUCCUAUAGAUGCUUUAAUUGUGAAUAUAAGCUUCAUGAAUCCUGCCUUGGAUUUCCCCUGGAGAUGCAACUCCAUUUUCAUCCACUACACAACCUUCGCUUAAUUCCCGUCGAAGAAAGAAUUUGUCUUGUCUGCAAAGACGCAUCCUAUUUGAAGAUCAAGUAUAGUUGUUUGCAAUGUGAUCUCCACCUUCAUCCUUAUUGUGCUAAAUCCCUGAAGCGGAUGGUAAAAUCUAAGUCUCACGUGCAUAAUCUUUAUUAUUUUGGACCAAAUGCUUGGAAUAAAUUCUAUCAUGAGGGAAAAACAUGUGAUGAAUGCAAAGAAAGGUUUUCUUUUACUCCUUUCUAUUUUUGUAUGGAGUGUGGUAUCAAGUUGCAUAUCAAAUGUGCUGUACCACAUUCAGUUAAAUCCAAAUAUCACAUCCACCCCUUCACUCUUAAGGGUCAUUCAUUGAAAGAAGAUUUGGGAGAAUAUUACUGCGACAUUUGCGAAGAAGAAAGGGAUCCACAACAUCAUUCAUAUUACUGUGCAAAGUGUGAAGGGUUGUUUGUUGCUCACAUAGAUUGCGUGCUCAAUUCGGUAAGUUCACCCACUAUAUAUAAUCUUUAAUUCAGAACUUAAUUGCUUUUAUAUUAUUGAAUUAUUUGAAGGAAAAUAAGCAUAGAAAUCUGCAUAAACACAUCACCACAAUAUAUAAUUACACAUAUGCAC